Molecule: messenger RNA, 2193 nt
Organism: Apiotrichum porosum
Lineage: Eukaryota; Fungi; Basidiomycota; Tremellomycetes; Trichosporonales; Trichosporonaceae
Exons: 4
Coding region: 1-2193 (730 amino acids)
Molecular function (GO): protein binding
Source: RefSeq, a predicted model, not a curated record
AUGUCCAUCCCGCCCCCACGUCGGGCACAGACCUAUGACGCCUACACCGCGGAUGGCACAGAGUACGCCGAUGGGGCAGGGACAUCACAGGUGAACGCUGCACGGAGCAGAAGCAUGCGCGACUUUGCCCAACCGCUGGCUCUUCCAGAGCUCGACAUGGUCGACCCACCCCCCGCACCGCCGUCGUAUGACAUGGCAAUUGGCUCCUUGUCACUUGACUCUCCCGCGGCCCCCGCAAGGUCUGAGCAGCUGCCCUACGCGCCAGUCGACUACGCGUCGCAGCUGUACGCAGACUAUCUCGCCGAGGAGGAUGAACAGCCGGGACCGCUGCCUGGUAGCAGCGCCGCUGCGGCUCCCAGUGCAGCAGCGAUCCGUCGCCCUCGCUCCGACCCCGCAGACAUGGAGCACGACUUUGGCAACCUUCGCCUGACGUCGGCGAGCCCGCCGCCGGGGUCGCAACCGCAUCAGGCUCAGCGCCAAAACACGUUGUCGGGUCGAGGGCAGUCCGGGCAGUAUCCAUCGCCUUACGGCGGAGGUGCUCCCCCACUGCGUCAAAGGUCGGUCACCGACGGCUACACGUCAAAUCGCACCGGCGACCCUGCUGCAAGUGUCUACUCUUUGGACUCUGGGAUGGGCGCAUAUGCUCCUCCACCCUCAGGGCAAGGCCGAGGGUAUCCCGUGGCGCCCAACGCCGGUGGUCAACCAGCAGGCGGGCCGGGAUGGGGAGCAGCCAACCAACAGCAGUACCCUCCGUCUGCAGAGUACCAGAACCCAUACUACUCGGCGGCCAACGACUUUUUGGGCAUGCCACAACCUCAACAGGCCCAACCAGGCUAUCCCCCCGGAGGUCCUCCACAAGGAGUUCAGCCUGCUGGUCCACCGGGUGCGCAGCAAGUGCCGUCACGCCAGGCGAGCAUGUCCAACCUCGCGCGGACCAACACUUCUAGAUCCACACUGUCCCUCUCGUCCAUCUCCUCGGUCCCGCCCCGCAUGCCCACCGAAUCUGUUGGCGCGAGUUCUACCCGUCGGCGCGGCGGAGCGGUUGCCAUUGACGUCAGCAAGCCUCCAUACACGCGCGAGUUUGUCGACGACUAUCGUAACCGCAUGAAGGUCGACCCGGACCCAGAGGCACAGUUUGCGUUUGCCAAGUACCUGAUUGAGGCCGCCAAGAAGAUCGGUGAGGAGUUGGCGGCCCACGACCCGCGUGCGGGUCGCAAGUACCGAGACUCACUUCUCGCGGAGAGCUUGCGAAACGUCAAAAAGCUCGCAGAGGGCAGCAAGGAGCCAUAUGCGGACGCCCAGUUCUUCCUUGCCAACUUGUACGGUACAGGUCAGCUGGGACUGCAGGUCGAUCACGAGAAAGCGUAUUACCUCUACCUCCUCGCGUCCAAGCUCAACCACCCAGCGGCCACGUACCGCGCCGCCGUCUGCUGCGAGUUGGGUGCAGGGACAAAGCGGGACCCGAACAGGUCCGUGCUGUUCUAUCGCAAGGCAGCGGCCUUGGGCGACACGGCGGCAAUGUACAAGCUGGCCCUCAUCCUGCUCAAUGGUAUCAUGGGCCACCCGCGGAACCCUCGUGAGGCGCUCGUGUGGCUCCGUCGCGCUGCAGCCCAGGCCGACGAGGACAACCCACACGCCCUGCAUGAGUUGGCGUUGCUCCACGAACGGCCCAAUAAUGGCACCAACGGUGUGAUCCCACACGACCCCCACCUCGCCCGCGAGUACCUCACCCAGGCAGCACAGCUGGGCUAUGCUCCCGCGCAGUUCAAGCUGGGCCAGUGCCACGAGUUUGGCACUCUGGGCUUUGUUAUUGAUCCCCGCCGCAGUAUUGCGUGGUACACUCGUGCCGCAGAGCGCGGCGAUGCCGAGGCCGAGCUCGCCCUUUCGGGCUGGUACCUCACAGGAUCAGAGGGCGUGCUCAAGCAAAGCGAUACCGAGGCCUACCUCUGGGGCCGCAAGGCGGCCAACAAGGGAUUGGCCAAGGCCGAGUAUGCUGUUGGAUACUAUACCGAGAUCGGUAUCGGUGUCAAACAGGAUAUCGAGCUUGCCAAGCGGUGGUACAUGCGUGCAGCGAGCCAGCAAAAUAAGCGCGCCAUGCAACGUCUUGCCGAGCUCAACAGUAAUCGCGGUGGCAAGGGCAAGGGUGCGCGACCCACGCGUAAGGACGCCGAGAACGAGUGCGUCGUUAUGUGA